Messenger RNA from Lachancea dasiensis, 1995 nucleotides. The record is from the annotation of a GenBank genome assembly. Lineage: Eukaryota; Fungi; Ascomycota; Saccharomycetes; Saccharomycetales; Saccharomycetaceae.
AUGCUCUUUACCAAGUGUUUGAUGUCGUUGGGAUUACUUCCUCUGUUCUAUGGAGUAAUCGCUAUUGAUACCACCACCAUCAGAACCACGUCUGUGUCUACUUCGUUCGUUUGUCCUGAGUGCUCUACACUGUCUGUGGAAGUUACGACGUCGAGUAGUGAUUGCAGUAAGUCCAGUCCUAGUGUAAGCGCUAGCAGCUCUCGCCUGACGAGCGUUAUUAGUUCAGAUGUUCUUUCUACGUCCUACGUUAGCCAAGAUAGUGCCACAACGGCAUUUGAAUCGACAGGCGGUGAUAGUAGCGGGACGUCACUAUGUUCCACGAGUGACUCAAGCGCGGUCUUCAAACCUUCGACUACGACUAGAACCGAGAUUUCUUGCCCAAGGCCGUGUACCUUGACCACUCCCACGAGCCUGACAGCUUCAAGCAGUCCAAACUCUUCCAGCAGUCUAAGCUCUUCCAGCUCUUCCAGCUCUUCCAGUGCUUCCAGCUCUUCCAGCAUUUCCAGCAGUCUGAGCUCUUCUAGCAGUCCAAGUACUUCGAGCUCUACCAGUAUCCUAAGUACUUCGAGCUCUUCCAGCAAAUCUUCCAGCCUGUCAAGCAGUUCGAGCCUCUCUAGCACUUCGAGCUCUGCAAGCUCGGCAAGCUCUGCAAGCUCUGCAAGCUCUAUUAUUAUUCCAAGCACGUCGAGCAUCCCAAGCACUUCGAGCAUCCCAAGCACUCCGAGCAUCCCAAGCUCUUCCAGCAUCCCAAGCUCUUCCAGCAUCCCAAGCUCUUCCAGCCUUUCAAGCAGUUCGAGCCUCUCUAGCUCGUCUUCCGGCCUUUCAAGCUCGUCUUCCAGCCUUUCAGGCUCGUCUUCCAGCCUUUCAGGCUCGUCUUCCAGCCUUUCAGGCUCGUCUUCCAGCCUUUCAGGCUCGUCUUCCGGCCUUUCAGGCUCGUCUUCCAGCCUUUCAGGCUCGUCUUCCGGCCUUUCAAGCUCGUCUUCCGGCUUUUCAAGCUCGUCUUCCGGCUUUUCAAGCUCGUCUUCCGGCUUUUCAAGUUCGUCUUCCGGCUUUUCAAGCUCGUCUUCCAGCCUUUCAGGCUCGUCUUCCGGCUUUUCAGGCUCGUCUUCCGGCUUUUCAGGCUCGUCUUCCGGCUUUUCAAGCUCGUCUUCCAGCCUUUCAAGCUCCGCGUACACACCAGAAAUGUCCAGUUCCACAAGCUCUGCCUCCACCACUCCGCCAACAAAUAUGAGCGUCUCAUCGCCAAAAAGUUCAUAUUCUACAAUUGCUCCCAAAGGAUCUGACACUCUCCCCAGUCUCGUUAGUCACACGCUGACCACUACCUGCUCCACAACAUGGGAAACGGAAAGUUGCAGUUGCUCAACAGCUAACAACAAUGCUUUUACCCCACACGUUCACUUUUCUAGCUCCACACUUUCUACCAGCCACUCUAAAAUAACCUCCAACGCAACCACAAGCUCGAGCACUUCUGAAUCUUCAGGUCCCACGGAAACUCUCAGUCAUAUUUCUCGCACGAAUGAAUUAGACAGCAAAUCAUUCGGCCACAGCACCGAGCGCUAUCACGCAACUGACUCUUCGACACUUGUCAUCCCAACUUUCGACAUAUCGAGCGUUGCAUCCAGCUCAACAGCCCUCAUUCGCAGCAGUGUAAGCUUCUUCAGCUCACAUACUAGCAUACAGUCCUCUGACGCUUCCACCGGGCUUGACGUAAACACAACGAUAGCCUCGUUUCCUACGCCCAAGGUUCCUUCCAGCACCACAGUCAACACUCCCUCAAGUGCAGAUACCGCAACUUCUCCAUCAAGCGCUGCGUUGAUGGCAAAUUCAUCUACAGCCUCGUUCAUUGUGUUCGACUCUUCCUCCUCGAAUGCCCCUGCCCCAUCUUUUUUCACUUCUGCCGCUCCCAGAUCCUUCACCACGUCCUCUUCAGUUGCUACAAUAGCCUACACAGGCGGUGCUAAUCGUCUACGCUUCCCACACUUCCUUAUAGGAUGA